AAUAUUUGUUCCUAAUUUGUAGAUAAUUUGAAGAACGGUAGAUUUCACCAGCAUCUUCGCGACACUUUUUCUCCUAUGGUGGUGCGUUACGUGGAUUUGAUGGAAACAUCGAUCGCACAAUCGAUUUACAAAGGUUUCGAGAAGGAACGUUGGGAAAUAAAGGGAAACGGAUGCGCGACUUCCGGCGAAUUAUUUUGGAAAUUGGACGCUCUUCAAUCGUUCAUCCGCGAUCUUCAUUGGCCGGAUCAAGAAUUUCGCCAGCACCUAGAGCAAAGAUUAACGUUAAUGGCUUGCGAUAUGAUCGAAACUUGCAUUCAACGGACGGAUGCCGCGUUUCAACAGUGGCUGAAGAAAGGCGUAACUUUUAUUUCCACCGAUUAUAUCAUACCGUCGGAAAUGUGCGCGAUGGUAAACGUUAUUCUCGACGCGAAAAACCAAAGUUUCGAACUGUGCACCAUCGAUGGCGUCGACGUGCACCAAUAUCACGCGAAAAUCGAUGAUUUGAUAGAAAAAACAUCGGCCGCUAUGACCCAAGGAAUGAUCAACAAGCUGGUCACGGUUUUGGAGACGACCCUGUCCAAAUUGUCCCGUUACGACGAGGGAUCCUUCAUAGGUUCCAUUCUCAGUUUGACGAAGGUGUCGGGAAGUGGGAAGGAAAUGGGACAGGCCUACGUAAGCUUUACGAGGAAUUGUAUGGACCAGAUUCGUGGAAAAGUCUUGGACGAAUUAUGGAUUUUAACGUUCUUCGAGCAAUGGUACACGGCGCAAAUUCAAAUGCUGUGCACGUGGCUCUCGGAAAGGCUCGACCAUAGCUUACAUCUAUACCAAUGUACCUGUUUGGCCCAUAUCGUAAAAAAAAUUUACUCGGACUUCGAGUUACAAGGUGUUAUAGAGGAGAAACUCAAUUCGACGACAUAUCAGACUAUAUCUAAGAGGAUGCAAACGGAAGAAGCGUCUUGUGCCUUAACGAGCGUUCAGAACGAAGAAGGUCUUUCGGAGAACGGUAACGAUGACGAGGUAGAACGACCAAAACCGAAGGUAACGGUCGUGGAAACGGUCAACAGCGAGGACGCGAAUAUUAUCAGCAACGUUACUUCGAACGUUGUUGAAAAAGUUGGGAGCAUGUUUGGCAAGGGCAUUGGUGGCUUUUCGACAAAAUUCGGUGGACCUAGCUGGUUUUGAUCAUUCUUUUUAUAUUAUCUUAUUAUUACUAUUUUAUUAUCGCCUAUCUUUCCCUCAUUUUUAUCUUUUCUCUUAUUAUUCGGUAUUACCAUAUUCCUAUUCUCUAUUUCUUCUUCAUUUUCUUUCCCUCCCCGUUCUUUUAUCCCUUUGUAUUUUUCUUUCUCUUG
Apis florea (little honeybee) is the source of this 1349-nucleotide messenger RNA. RefSeq names its product calcium-dependent secretion activator 1 (gene Cadps). Gene Ontology annotation, biological process: synaptic vesicle exocytosis; dense core granule exocytosis. NCBI's taxonomy places the organism in Eukaryota, Metazoa, Arthropoda, Insecta, Hymenoptera, Apidae. The record is from RefSeq and is a predicted model, not a curated record.